Molecule: messenger RNA, 1252 nt
Organism: Tigriopus californicus
Lineage: Eukaryota; Metazoa; Arthropoda; Copepoda; Harpacticoida; Harpacticidae
Exons: 2
Coding region: 504-905 (133 amino acids)
Source: RefSeq, a predicted model, not a curated record
UUUCGUUGCUCUAAUGCUCACUGCAUACCUCCACAAAAGUUUGGUUAUUUUAAAUUAAUUUUUUUAAUCUAAAAGUGGUUAUUUGCAAUUAAUUUGCCUCCUUCCCAAUCAAAGGUUCCAAUAAUGUUCAUUUCCGCCUCCCACCUUCCUGGCUUUUCUGUAAAAAAGUACGACAUUUCGCUUACCUCAACCACCUCCUAACUGUGUUCCCAUCUCUUUUUAUGAAAAAGUACCUGAUCAGAAGUAUGCGUACUGCUACUCAACCUGAUGCUUGAGAUCACGAGAUUUCGGCUAAUGCUUUGAAACAUAUUCCUGAGGCGUACUGUAUGUCGAUUGCACAGAAUGCCAGAAUACCAUGGGCACCCAGUCGCUUCCAACCAUGUCUGGAACUUGAAAGACACACACAGUAUAAAUAAUUCAGACACACCGUACCCUCUUCAUCAGUUUUAGAUUCGUACCUAUCAUCGAAGCAUCUCUUCCAGGAAACAACUGUGCAAAGUACUAUGUGUCACUUGAUGGGCUUGGUUUUAACCACGACCUUGGCCAUUGUCUGUGCUUCCAAUGUUCAAUUGACCGUGGGAGGGGCCCAUCGGUUGCUCAAAGAUCGAGCCCAAAUAUCGUCCAACGAAAGGUUGAUCGUGGCCCAUCAUUCACUAUCCGGAGUGCACGCCCCAAUAGUGCUUGGGAGUUGGAAUCCGCAGAUCACUGUGUCUGAAAUCUUGUCAGAAUCUGGGAGCAAAAGGACCUUGACGAAAAGAUCGGCUCAUCCAGCCGCUCCAUACCGGGGAUACAAUUUCCGCAGAAACGCUGCUCUUCGAAGAAGACCGAUCCAAACGCGAUCACGAUACUACCGUAAUCAGCGAUAUCGUAAUCGUAAUCGCAAUCGCGGGACUUCCUCUGGUUGAACGUGAUCGCUUGACGGGAUCUCUUGGCUUGAAAAAAAACCAUAGAGUAUAACGGCUAAUGGUGUAAUAAUUGACAUAGUUAUCAACUAUCGAUUCUAUUUUAUGAAUAAAUAUUGAACACUACAGUCCCCAAGUUUAGUUCUUGCGCCUGGCGUAGAAUGAAAUGCAGCCUUUCUUAGCUGCGUUCGAACAAGAAGACUGAUCCACAAUAUAAAGGCUUUCGAAAACCCUAAGGCGCUCUCAGGCGAAUGAGAAUUUUAGCAGAUGGCUUGGCUUUCUUGACUUCUUCAAUGGGAUCGAUAUUCGAGAUGAAGCCCAAAACCAGGCCUCAGGUUUGCAUCUUUCAG